Messenger RNA from Python bivittatus (Burmese python), 2359 nucleotides. The record is from RefSeq and is a predicted model, not a curated record. NCBI's taxonomy places the organism in Eukaryota, Metazoa, Chordata, Lepidosauria, Squamata, Pythonidae.
CUCACGCUGAUCUGCGGCAGGCAGACCCUGCUGUAAGCCAGACCCGAACGUCCAUUUCGGAGGCUCUCUUCUAGUACCGGGGACUUGAAGUUGGGAAAACCGCUCAGGCUGCUUUACCACCUGUCUCAGAUGCCCCUCCUCUUGCCAAUCCAGGGGAGUGGGUCCGAGUUAAAGAACUCUCACCUUCCUGUGACGAUUCCAAAUGGUCUGAACCCUGACAAGUCCUACUCGCCACUCCAACAGCAGUUAAAGUUGAGGGGAUCAAGGCAUGGAUCCACGGUUCCAGGAUCAAGAAAGUCGAGCCUCCUCCGACUCAGUGGCAAGUACAGUAGCUGAACGGCCUGAAACUGAAACUCCAGAAAGUUCCCGCCUCGCACAGCCGACCUGUUUUGACUCCUCCCGUCUGCUUAGGAAGGACCCUAAAAUCUUUUGAAUGGACUGGACCCUUCUGGAAGCAGUGGGAUUCGAUGUGUUCUAGUUGGAAUUCUCUGACUGUGUUGUGGGUUCCCAAGUACAGUCUUUGGGAAAAGGGAAGGAUGGGGUUGAUUUGUAUGUUGGAAAAACCACAUGUCUUAAUGCUUUCGAUCCUCAUGACGGGCCUAUCUUUGGGACUGGGGGUUCCCUUGCGUAACAAAAGGGAGGCCAAUUUAGGCCUAUGGCAGGACAACAACUGGAUCCAGAAGGUGAGGGUAUAUUUACAGCUGAUGGAGAGUAACUUUUCUAAUUGUUGGCUAUGUCAACACAUGCCUCCAAAGGCUUCAGAUGGACUCCCCUUAGACGCGAUUCCCUUGAGUGAAUCUGAAUGGAAAAAUCCGACUCAAGGACCUAGGGGUGUGUUCAUCUCCCAAAACCUGACCCAGAUUACAGUUUUGACAGGGUCUAGGAUUCAGCAUAGAGCAUCCUUCUGCUGGACAUACCAGAACACAACUGCGAAUGCAAAUACUAUUUUCUUAGGUAACUAUUCUAAUUGUGAUCACCUAAUUAAUGUCAAUAGCCUGUAUAGAUUCAAUGCCCCUUCAUUUUCAUAUGCCAAUGUGACAGAGUAUGAGUGCAACCACAUCACUACCGGGAAUCGCAGUAUAGGGGGUCUGCCUUGUAACACCAUUAAGGCCUUAGUCCAAUCAGCAGCGGCUCCACCAGACCACGCCAUGUACCAUACCAAUCUUGUAGGGGUUUUUUGGUUGCUAUGUGGUAGGAUGGCGUACAGAGCCAUACCCCCUUACUGGGAAGGUACUUGUACACUGGGUCAAUUGGCCCCUGCUUUAAGGACCUCUCCAGCCCUCUUACACCACUGCAUCCAGAAUAGAAGAGAUCCCACUCCUGUUGCUACUAACAGCCAUGACCAUGAACAGCUCCUCCAAGGCCUCCCUCCGCUGGGGGUAGCAUUGAACUUUAGGGAUAUUGUUAAAUUAAGCAAUCGGACAGAGUGGAUGUUUAAUAAAACUGUAGGGGGGUUGCAGAAAUUAAAUCAAGAGCAGGGAGAAAUUAGGCAGGUGGUCCUGCAAAAUAGAGAAGCUUUAGACAUGCUUCUCACAGCUCAAGGAGGAGUUUGUGCUGUUGUACAUUCUUAUUGUUGUGUUUACAUCCAUAACAAUCAAGUUGAUCUUAACAAAACUGUAGAGGCCAUGGAGAAUGCCAUAACUGAAAAGCAUGCAGAUGAGGCCCGCCGGUGGGAUACAUCAUGGAACCCAUUCUCAUUCCUGGAGAGUUGGUUUCCCAACAUCAGCUCUUUUUCUUGGUGCUAUAUUGCUGUUGGUCCUCUGUUGCUGUUCACCAAUCCUUAUGUUUUUAGGCCGACGCAUGCUCACCUCUCUAGUUUCUCAAAUGACUGUUGUUGCCGCCCCUGCCACUCCAUCUGAAAAGCCCGCUAAGGUCAUGGUUCUCCGAACUAUCCCACAGGAAUAUAGCUCUCUGGUAACAAGGUAACAGAAAGCAUUCUGUUACAAAACUAAAGGGAGGAAUGAAGGGGGGGGGUUGCCUUUGCAGCCGCACUAGGAAAACACCAUUAGCUCAAAGCGAGAGGGACAGGAUACGCAGGAUACCUUGAGGGUAUUUAGGAAAGAGUCUCCAGCCACCCUGAGGGUAUCCGGGAAACCCUGAGGGUCUCCAGGAAAAGGUCUACAGCUAAACUGGUUCAACCUGCCUUGUGUACCUUGAGGGCAUCCAGGAAAGGGUCUAUAGCCAAACCGGUUCAAACUGCGGUUCAGACUGCUUUGUCCCUGUAAACUCUAAAAACUGAGCUUGUAUGUCCGGUGGUGUGGCAAAACCCUGGCAUAUUUGCUGCCUAUGCUUUGGGUUGCUGACCUCCCAGCUUCCUUUUACUUGGCCGAAUAAAGAGCUGUUUCUUUCUAAGAGCCUC